CUGCGCGCUGGCGGCACCACAGCCUGCCGGCCACCGUCCGCGAGCCGGCCGGGGCGGGGCCGGAAGUGACCUCCGCCACUUCCGCUGCCGCCGCGGGUUUCGCUGUGAGCUUAGGCGGACCGGCGCCCGGACGCGCGAGCCAAAACUAUGAGUGAGUUUCGGAUUCACCACGACGUCAAUGAGCUGCUCAGCUUGCUGCGUGUCCACGGAGGGGAUGGUGCUGAGGUCUAUAUCGACCUGCUGCAGAAGAAUAGGACCCCAUAUGUCACUACCACUGUAUCUGCACACAGCGCCAAGGUUAAAAUAGCAGAAUUUUCUCGUACUCCAGAAGACUUUCUAAAGAAAUAUGAUGAACUGAAAUCUAAAAACACAAGGAACCUUGACCCACUGGUGUACCUGUUAUCGAAACUCACGGAAGACAGAGAGACCCUGCAGUACUUACAACAGAACGCCAAAGAGAGAGCCGAGCUCGCGGCCAGCGCUGCAGGCAGCAGCACCAGCGGCUUCAGCGGCCCCGCCACGGCCUCCAAAAUCUCCAUGCAGGAGCUGGAAGAGCUGAGGAAGCAGCUCGGCAGCGUGGCCACAGGCUCCACUCUCCAGCAGUCUCUGGAACUGACAAGAAAGUUGCUUCGAGAUAAGCAGAACAAAAAAAACUCAGGCCAGCGCCUCCCCGUCUUUCCACCUUGGGUAUACGACAGACCCACCCUCCUUGGGGACUUCCUGCCUGGCUCAGGCAUCAACACGGACAUGGCUGUGCCUAUAGGCACGCUGCCCCUGACGGCCCAGGAGUCGGCUGUGGUGGAGGACCUGCUCUACGUGCUGGUGGGUGUGGACGGCAGGUACAUCACCGCCCAGCCUCUCACCGGGAGGCAGAGCCGCACCUUCCUCGUGGACCCCAACCUCGACCUGUCCAUCCGGGAGCUGGUGAACAGGGUCCUCCCGGUGGCUGCCAGUUACUCCACGGUGACCAGGUUCAUUGAAGAGAAGUCUUCCUUCGAAUACGGGCAGGUGAACCACGCCCUGGCGGCCGCCAUGAGGGCCCUGGUGAAGGAGUACUUGAUCCUGGUCACACAGCUGGAGCAGCUGCAGAGGCAGGGCCUCCUGUCCCUGCAGAAGCUCUGGUUCUACAUCCAGCCAGCCAUGCGCACCCUGGACAUCCUGGCCUCCCUGGCCACCUCGGUGGAUAAAGGCGAGUGUGUUGGGGGGUCAACCCUGAGCCUUCUCCACGACCGGAGCUUCAACUACACGGGGGACAGCCAGGCCCAGGAGCUGUGUCUGUACCUCACCAAGGCUGCCAGCGUGCCCUACUUCGAGAUCCUGGAGAAGUGGAUCUAUAGAGGGAUAAUCAACGACCCGUACAGCGAGUUCAUGGUGGAAGAGCACGAGCUGCGCAAGGAGAAGAUCCAGGAGGAUUACAACGACAAGUACUGGGACCAGAGGUACACUGUCGUGCAGCACCAGAUCCCCUCCUUCCUACAGAAGAUGGCAGGCAAGGUCCUCAGCACAGGAAAAUAUCUGAAUGUAGUCCGAGAGUGUGGCCACGAUGUCACCUGCCCAGUGGCCAAGGAGAUCAUCUACACUCUGAAGGAGCGGGCAUAUGUUGAGCAAAUCGAGAAGGCUUUCAACUAUGCCAGCAAGGUCCUGCUGGCCUUCCUGAUGGAAGAGAAGGAGCUUGUGGCGCACCUGAGGUCCAUCAAGCGCUACUUCCUGAUGGACCAGGGGGACUUCUUCGUGCACUUCAUGGACCUCACCGAGGAGGAGCUAAAGAAGCCGGUGGACGACAUCACUCCCACCCGCCUGGAAGCGCUGCUGGAGCUGGCCCUGCGCAUGAGCACUGCCAACACGGACCCUUUCAAGGACGAUCUCAAGAUUGAUCUGAUGCCUCAUGACCUCAUCACCCAGCUCCUGCGGGUUCUGGCCAUCGAGACCAAGCAGGAGAAGGCGAUGGUCCAUGCCGACCCCACCGAGCUCACGCUGAGUGGCCUCGAGGCCUUCUCUUUCGACUACGUCGUCAAGUGGCCCCUGUCGCUGAUUAUCAAUAGGAAAGCCCUGACCCGCUACCAGAUGCUCUUCAGGCACAUGUUCUACUGCAAGCACGUAGAGCGGCAACUCUGCAGCGUCUGGAUCAGCAACAAGGCCGCCAAGCAGUGCUCCCUGCACUCCGCUAAGUGGUUUGCCGGCGCCUUCACUCUGCGGCAGCGGAUGCUCAACUUUGUUCAGAACAUUCAGUACUACAUGAUGUUUGAAGUCAUGGAGCCGACCUGGCACGUCCUCGAGAAGAACCUGAAGUCUGCGUCCAACAUCGAUGACGUGCUGGGCCACCACACGAGCUUCCUGGACAACUGUCUGAAGGACUGCAUGCUGACCAACCCGGAGCUACUCAAGGUGUUCUCCAGGCUCAUGUCCGUGUGCGUCAUGUUCACCAACUGCAUGCAGAGAUUUACGCAGAGCAUGAAGUUGGACGGUGAGCUGGGCCGCCUGAUGUUGGAGCAUGGCACAAUGCUGGGGCCGCCCACGGAGGCCGAGCGGGCAGAGGAGCGCACCCGCAAGGAGCUCGCCAGGAAGUACCUGGCUGAGCACGUGGACGCCCCGCAGCUGGCCUCCAGCUUCGAGGCCACCAUCAACAAGUUUGAUAAGAAUUUCUCAGCACAUCUGCUUGAUCUUCUGGCCCGACUGAGCCUCUACAGCACCAGUGACUGUGAGCACAGCAUGGCCAGCGUCAUCUCCAGACUUGACUUCAAUGGCUUCUACACGGAGCGCCUGGAGCGUCUGUCUGCAGAGAGGAGCCAGAAGGCAGCGCCCCAAGUGCCCGUCCCACGGGGCCCCCCGGCAUCUGCGCCCAGGGUUGCCGUCACCGCCCAGUGAGGCCAGCAGGUGUUGCAGAAGAAUGAGUUCAGAAGCCAUUACGUGAAUGAAUAUUGCUGAACCACACGUGUUUGUGUGUGUCGUUACCGUUUAAAUAUAAAGUCCGAGGGGCGUCUUGCAAGCUGCUGUCAUUGCUCAGGGCGCUAGGUUCCCUUCACAGCAGCCACCCGCACCGGGCCGGGUGCCUCCAUAGGUGUGUUUGUGUGAGUUCUUCUAUUGAAUAGGGUGAGUUUUUAAAAAUGUUUUUGUUCUCAAAUAAAGGCAAAGUGAAGGAC
Molecule: messenger RNA, 3140 nt
Organism: Felis catus (domestic cat)
Lineage: Eukaryota; Metazoa; Chordata; Mammalia; Carnivora; Felidae
Gene: TUBGCP2
Product: tubulin gamma complex associated protein 2
Exons: 18
Coding region: 148-2865 (905 amino acids)
Biological process (GO): cytoplasmic microtubule organization; spindle assembly; mitotic cell cycle
Cellular component (GO): gamma-tubulin small complex; spindle pole; centrosome
Molecular function (GO): gamma-tubulin binding; microtubule minus-end binding
Source: RefSeq, a predicted model, not a curated record